AUGGUCCUGAGGCAGAACGGCAAGGUCAAGAAAGUGCUCAAAGAGCAGCAGCAAGAAGUUGAAUCUCUGGCGGCCACCGUCGCCGCCAGCGAUAUGUCGAUCCAGCAGCUGAGAGAUCAGCUGGCCCUGUCGCAGAGCAGCCUCGCCUCCACCACGAGAGAACUCGACGCCCUGCGGGAGCUCUUCCGCAGCAGAGAGGCCGAGGAGGCGACGGCUCGCUGCGGGGUGCAGUCGAAGGCGGAGGACGACAGGCAGGACAAGGAAGCCGAGAACGACCUGCUGAGGGAGCAGGUCGCGACCCUCAAGGAGGCCAACAGGAUCGCCUACGCCAGGAUUCGGAGAAGGAAGAGGUGGCUGCCCAGGACAAGAAUCACAAGAGGGAGCUGGACGAGCUGCGGGAGAAGCUGCUAA
Molecule: messenger RNA, 411 nt
Organism: Prorocentrum cordatum
Lineage: Eukaryota; Dinophyceae; Prorocentrales; Prorocentraceae
Source: the annotation of a GenBank genome assembly